GCCAUCCAAACAAGCCAAGAAAUGGAGCUCUUCCCUUCUCAAGUAUAUCGAAGCAUCCAGCACUACUGGCGCAGAAGAGCCAAUAGAGGACUGGAGGGUUCAUCGUCACCGAGCAAGAAGGUGAGGUUGGUGGCUAGGCUUGGGGGAGAAAGCCGAAGCACCAAAAGUCGGCGAGCAUGGAAACUGAAGUCGGCGAUGCGGCCGAUUCCAAGGCUUCGCAUAAAGGUGCUUUCGCCACUCCGGCUUCUGGCUCGGAUGAGGGAUGCAUAUAUGGAUGCAAUGCUGGCGUUGGCUGGUGGAGGAGGUCGGCCGUCGGCAUUGAAUAAGAGCAGGAGUGUUUCAGAUGGGCGGUGGGAGAGGAGGAUCCCAAAGGCUCGUCAGAUGAGUGCAAGAAGAGGAGACUUCGAGAGGAGGUUGAUGAUUCAUAUAUACAACGCACUUGUUGCUCCUCCAGAGGUGCCCGGCAAUCAUAGUGUCAACUAGGUGUUAGGUGUCUGCACCAAUUUGUGGGAAGUAAAACUCGGGUACCAUUUGAGAACCCCGGAAAGCUUUUUUACCUUUUCUUCCUCCUUUUCAUGUAAAUUUAUUAGGUGUGUCUGUUUGCAUGUAAUGUAAAUCACACCUAAGUUGAGUUGCUGUAAUUUUCCUUUUGCAAUGUUAUGUUCUUCCAAUUUGUAUAUUA
This is a messenger RNA of Elaeis guineensis (African oil palm), 682 nucleotides long. RefSeq lists its product as uncharacterized. Lineage: Eukaryota; Viridiplantae; Streptophyta; Magnoliopsida; Arecales; Arecaceae. The record is from RefSeq and is a predicted model, not a curated record.